AUGCCUUUACAAGUUAGAGAGGGUAAAAAUAACGAGGGUUAUGCUAGCCUCACUCCCUUGGGUUGGUGCGCUCAUGGGAAGGUGUACGUGCCGCAGGGUGUCCGCCCGCCCACGCAGGUCGAGUCUAACCUUUUUAUUUCAGAGUCGGAGCACACGACGGAUACCUCAGAGGGUCUCGAUCUGUUAAGGCGGAUCCACGAGGAGGUCCGCCUGUCAUUCAAGUUGGACACGUUGGGCGUGACGUGCGCGCCGCGGCAGAAUGCGCAGGACGCGCGCGCGGUGGUGCAGCUGCAGCAGUCCGCUGAGCUGCGCGCCGGCCGCUGGCACGUCGGCCUGCCCUGGAAGGAGGACCACCCAUCCAUGCCUGACUCGUAUCCUAGCGCUCUUAAAAGGAUGAAAGGUAUCGAAAAGAAAAUGACUAAAGACUCUGGUUUUGCUGAAAGGUAUCGGGAGCGCGUGGCUCACUUACUUCAAAAUGAUUACGCAUCUGAACUGUCAGAUACUCAGAUUACAGAUGACUACAUAGACAGUUUUGCAGACGAAGCCUCGGCCAUCAAAAUGGUAAGAAAUAUAAAUUCUAUUCACAGUGCCGGCGGUUUCGAGAUGAGAAACUGGACUAGCAACAGUGUCUCAGUUUUAAAUAGUCUGCCAAAUCAAACCUUAGGGACAGCGGCCGUAAGGUUUAAAGUCGAUCAGCAGCAACAAGGUGAGCGUACUCUCGGGCUAAUAUGGUACCCAGCCGAUGAUAAGUUGACAUUCGACUUAUCAUUAAAACGGAUUCCCGAAAGUAUUGUCAACGGUGAUGAGCGUCCUACAAAGCGUCUUAUGCUUAGGGUAAUAAUGUCUAUUUUCGACAUUUUAGGAUUCUUAUCUCCUUUUACCAUUCAGGGUCGAAUAAUGCUACAGGAUACCUGGCGGUUAAAUAUAGACUGGAAUGAUUACAUUCCGGAUGCUAUUUACAACAAGUGGCGAAAAUGGAUUGACCUACUUAAGGUAAUUAGCGACAUACGUAUACCAAGGUGCUAUCAAUCAGCUGUUCGCAAUCACAGCCGCGGAGAUGCCGAGUCUCCAUCUGUGCGAGUAAGCGAGACAGCAGAUCACCGGAGCGCAGCAUCUGCUGGUACCCCGAGCGCGACGUUGCCGCUAUCGACGUACGCGCCUGGCAACGGUGCGCCUACGUCAUGCGCUACGAAGGCCUACGAAUCCGUAGCAGGAGCUACAAGCGCUACGCGCACGGCAAAGGUAGGUUAUAACAACUUACAAUUGCAUGUUUUUUGUGAUAGUAGUACUCGGGCUAUGUGUACUGUAGCUUAUUGGCGUUGGCAGAUAAAUGGUAGUAUUAAAGUUGCCUUUAUUGCCAGUAAAUGUAAGGUUAUGCCUGUAAAGCCAUUGACAAUACCUAAGGCCGAGUUACAAGCUGCACUAUUAGCCGCAAGGCUGGCUAAUACGAUAGGUAAGGAGCACAAGAUAGUUCCCGAGCGGCGUUACUUUUGGUGCGACAGUUCGACUGUCUUGCACUGGGUGCGUAACAAUAUGCGCUCAUAUAAAACGUUCGAAGCGAACCGGUUGGGCGAGAUCGAUGAGUUAUCCCGCGUAGACGAGUGGAAUUAUAUACCUACAAAGCUAAAUGUAGCGGAUUUAGCUACGCGGGAGAGUUUCGAUCACGCUCAACUAGAUAAAUGGUUCGCGGGUCCGAAUUUUUUAUAUGAAGACGUAUCCUUGUGGCCAAAAGAUGUGAUUUUGUCACAGUCAGACGCCGCGUCGCCUGAAUGUGUUGCUGUCGUACAUGAGGGUUCAAUUGGACUGGCUAUACCGGACCCAUUGCGGUUUUCUUCUUGGCUACGCUUGAAGCGGGCCACAGCUACGGUACUAGCGUUUAUCGACAGAUGUAAAGGUAUUCAUGGUCAAGUCGACUGCGGCACUAUUUUAAUUUUUUAA
Cydia splendana is the source of this 1938-nucleotide messenger RNA. RefSeq lists its product as uncharacterized. The transcript is spliced from 3 exons. The coding region runs from base 1 to 1938 and encodes 645 amino acids. Lineage: Eukaryota; Metazoa; Arthropoda; Insecta; Lepidoptera; Tortricidae. The record is from RefSeq and is a predicted model, not a curated record.